Molecule: messenger RNA, 2716 nt
Organism: Sturnus vulgaris (Common starling)
Lineage: Eukaryota; Metazoa; Chordata; Aves; Passeriformes; Sturnidae
Source: RefSeq, a predicted model, not a curated record
AUGACCUCGCGCAAUCCCCGCACGGCCUCCGGAACGUCGCGGAGGGAUCGGGGGGCGCCGGCGCCCCCCGUGAAAGCCCCCUGGAAUGUCCCCCGGCGCUCUCGCCGCUGCCUCCUCCCACCUGCCAACAAGCCCGCAGCUGAUAGGCCGCGGCCGAAGAAGCUCGGCGCUGAUUGGCGGUUCGCGCCCCGGCCCUCAGGCAGCGGACGGGCCAUGUCGGCGGCGGCCGCGGCCCGGGACGGGCUCGGGGAGGGCGCGGGCGGCGCCGCGGGAGGCGCCGAUGGCGGCGGGGGAGGGAUCCUGAACCGCUUCGUGCAGCUGCCGGGCAGGCCGCGGGCGGCGGAAGGGAUUCGGGACCGGGACAGCUCCAACCCUGAGGAGUUCGAGGGGUCUGGGAGCAAAGAAUCUCCGUCCCAGGGGGAUCGGGACCGCGGCACCCCCAUUUCUGAGGUCCUGAGGGAUUCGGGUUCGGGGCACUCCCGCAUCCGGGAGGUCGGGGACGAGGCACCGCUGUCCCCAAGCAAUGAGCAUCCCUGUUUUUCCUCUCUCUCUCUCUCUCUCUCUCUCUCCCCCCCAGUUGUUUUACAUGGCAACAACCUCCUGGUUUUUGGGGGCACUGGGAUCCCCUUUGGAGAGAGCAAUGGGAACGAUGUCCACGUGUGCAAUGUCAAGUACAAGAGAUGGGCUCUGCUCAGCUGCCGUGGCAAGAAACCCAACCGCAUCUAUGGCCAGGCCAUGGCCAUCAUCAAUGGAUGUCUCUACGUGUUUGGAGGAACAACUGGCUACAUUUACAGCACUGACCUGCACAAGCUGGACCUCAACACCCGGGAAUGGAUCCAGCUGAAGCCAAACAACAUGUCCUGUGACAUGCCAGAGGAGAGGUACAGACAUGAAAUUGCUCAUGAUGGUCAACGGAUUUAUAUCCUGGGAGGUGGAACUUCCUGGACAGCUUAUUCCUUGGAUAAGAUCCAUGCCUACAACCUGGAAACCAACACGUGGGAGGAGAUCACCACAAAACCUCACGAGAAAGUUGGCUUCCCAGCAGCCAGAAGAUGCCACAGCUGUGUCCAGAUAAAAAAUGAUGUGUUCGUGUGUGGGGGCUACAACGGAGAGGUGAUCCUGGGAGACGUUUGGAAGCUGAACCUGCAAACUUUCCAGUGGGUCAAGCUCCCAGCUGCAAUGCCAGAGCCUGUGUACUUCCACUGUGCUGCUGUCACCCCAGCUGGCUGCAUGUACGUCCACGGAGGGGUGGUCAACAUCCACGAAAACAAAAGGACUGGCUCCCUGUUCAAAAUGUGGCUGGUGGUGCCCAGCCUGCUGGAACUGUGCUGGGAGAAGCUUCUGGAAUGUUUCCCUCACCUAGCAACUCUCUCCAGAUCCCAACUUUUGCACCUUGGACUGACGCAGGGACUCGUUGAGCGACUAAAAUGAGAACAUCUCCCACUUGUGGCCAAGACUCAACCACGUUGAAGAAUUCUCCCUCCUACCCCCCCACUAUUUAUGGAUUCCAUGGAUGGUCUUGCUAAGAACAUGGAGGAACCUGCUCAAGGCCUUACUCAGCAAAUACAUCAAUGCCUUUCCAGACCUUGUUACUUUUAGUCAUUGGAAAAAAAACAAAAAAAAAAACCAAAAACAAAACAAAUCCCCUUUUUAUUUAUGGAGCUCUAAAGUUACACCAUUAAUCCAAAAGUAUUUUCUGAGAUUUAAGCAGCCAACCAGCAACCUGUCAUCAGCACAUGCUUGCAAAUUAAUUGGGGAGCUUAACGAGUUACUGAAUGUGUGAACCUGUGCUUCCACCGUGGCACCUUCACCUUGGUAUUUCCACCCUUGUAUCCAACGAGGAACAUUUGAUGCAGAACAGCCACCGACCUGGCUUUGGAUAACCCAUCCCUCCCACCCAGCUGAGCUCCCCCCUUCUCCAAGCCCAUCGAGUUCCUUCAGCCCUGCAUGUGUUCCAUGGAAUGUUCCCACCCCUGAGCUCCUGGAGACGGCUGGAACGUCCCUGCAGCUUCCCUGGUGCAGUGUCUGUGUUCUCCCCUUUUCACACUCUAAGGUUUGCCUGGAAGACUGGGGGGGAAAAAAAAGUUGCCACUUAAGGGACUACUGUGUAGUUUACUGGGGGUGGGGAGGGAAAAGGUUUUCCUGAGCGAUUUUCAAACCUUUUCAGCUCACUUUGCACCCAGAACAAGCUACAGCAAACCCUUAGAGUUCAGAGUUCUUUGAACCUGCUCAACCAAUCCUUGGCUCUCAGCAGCUCCCAGCUUUUGGUUUUCCUCCCUCCCCCACGCCCCAAGUUGGCCUUUUUCUUGUUGUUUCACGUUCCCCUGAGGGUAGGAGAUGUGAUUUUAAGCUUUGUGGAUCGCUCAGCCCAGGAAAUGCAGCAUCCAAAAAAGGGGAGAGGGAACAUCCCUCCCUCCUGCUGGCAACAGGGAUUGUCUCUGCACAGGAAGGGGUGGCUCUGGUCCUCUUGUGCUCUCUACACUGAAUUUAUUUAAGUGGCCACUGAACUCUGAGCAGCUCCAGGCAUGAGGUUUGUACAAAAUCCUUUUCAGUUGGAGCCCAUUUUUAAGUGCCUUUUGUUUUUAAAAUCAGCUUUUCCCAAUGCUUUUGUCUUCAUCAAAGGCAGAUGUUCAACUCUGGGGUUUUAGUUUCUUUUUAAAGGAUUGCAUUUAUGUUUAAAUAAACCAUAGCAUUGUCUUCAUGUUGUUAAUCCAAA